Lycium ferocissimum is the source of this 1994-nucleotide messenger RNA. Its product is annotated as zinc finger CCCH domain-containing protein 11-like. Gene Ontology annotation, molecular function: mRNA binding; metal ion binding. The transcript is spliced from 9 exons. Gene Ontology annotation, biological process: cytoplasmic translation. Bases 207 to 1316 code for a protein of 369 amino acids. The record is from RefSeq and is a predicted model, not a curated record. Gene Ontology annotation, cellular component: cytosol. Lineage: Eukaryota; Viridiplantae; Streptophyta; Magnoliopsida; Solanales; Solanaceae.
CCAAAAACACUAGUCAUUACAGUUUUGGACACUCACAAGCACCUUCUCGAAGCCAAAGCAAACCCAACCAUCGCUUCUAAUUCCGACCAACUGUGACUUCCAAUCCUCAGUUCUUUCUAAAUCCGACAAACACCAUAAUCACACAAUUAAUCAAAGUUUCCUAAAAAACCCAUCAAGGGUGAUUUAUAAUUGAAUGAAAAUAAAAGAUGCCACCGAAGCAGCAAUCGAAAGCAGAUUUAGCAAAGAAGCAGAAGAUCAUCGAAGACAAAACCUUCGGUUUAAAGAAUAAAAACAAGUCCAAGAAUGUCCAAAAAUACGUUCAAUCCCUUAAACAAUCUGUCCAGCCUAAAAUUGAUCCCAAAAAAGUUGAUUCCAAGAAAAAGAAGGAAGAAGAGAAGGCUAAAGAGAAAGAGCUGAAUGAAUUGUUCAAGGCUGCUAUUAGUCAGCCAAAAGUCCCUAUUGGUGUUGAUCCAAAAUCUAUCUUGUGCGAGUUCUUUAAGGCAGGGCAAUGUGCUAAGGGUUUUAAGUGCAAGUUCUCCCACGAUUUGAAUGUUCAGAGAAAAGGAGAGAAGAUUGACAUUUUCAGUGAUAAGCGUGAUGAAGAAAAAGAAAAGGGAACGAUGGAGGAGUGGGAUCAGGAGACUUUGGAGAAGGUUGUGGCAUCAAAAAGUCAUGAGUAUAACAAGAACAAACCUACUGAUAUAGUAUGUAAAUACUUUUUGGAAGCUGUGGAGAAGAAGCAAUAUGGUUGGUUUUGGGUCUGUCCAAAUGGUGGUAAGGAUUGUCACUAUAGACAUGCUCUUCCCCCUGGAUAUAUUCUAAAAUCACAAAUGAAAGCUCUCUUGGAAGAGGAAACUGAUAAGAUGCCUAUUGAGGAAGAGAUCGAAGACCAGCGUACAAAAUUAACUUCUUCAACUCCUUUGACCCCUGAGUUGUUCAUGAAAUGGAAAAAGAAGAAGAUGGAAGAACGAGAGGCCAAUUCGGCUAAACUGAGGGCAGAUAGAGCCAAAAAUGAUCGCAUGAGUGGUCGUGAGCUGUUCAUGUCGGAUUCUAGCUGGUUUGUGGAUGAUGUUGGGGCCUAUGACAAGUACGAAAGGGAAAAAGAGUCCGGCGAGCCAAAGAUGGAUCAAGAUUCUGCUAAAGGCCAGCUAAACACCUUAACAACAUCCCAGGACAGUCAUGAUGGUAAAAACAUUCCUGGUAAUGAUGAGUUGGAUGACGAGGAUGAUGACCUGGAUGUGGAUGAGUUAAAUGAACUGGAAGCAAGUCUUUCAAAGACGUCAUUGCAAAUUAAUGAACCUGCUGGUCAUGCUUGAUCCUGGGAGCUAAGUGGCCUGAAAGUCCAUGCACAAGACUGUUAGAUUCUCCAGGGACCUCAUUUGUCAAAGCUUGCUGUCACUUCCCUUGAUGGUUUGCUAUAGAUCUGGAUCUCUCUGGAAUCUGGCAACAUUCAUAGUAAGUUUGACGUCAACUUUGAUAAAAGCAAACUGUGUAAGUUAUGAUUUCGGUCUUGAGUUUUUCUCCCCAUUAUCAAUAAAAUUAUUUUACCAUAUAAAAAGAGAGUUGUAUUCGGUCUUAAAUAUUUGGCAGCACUUUCUGAUCUAUGAACUGACAUAGGAACUAAGCAAAUGGGAACUAGCAGAAGGAAGGGAAUGCAACAAUGAGCCAUGAUGAAUGCAUCUAGCCCUCUAUGCAUGAAAAAUGCUACAAAUUGAACCUUUUUCAGAAUGUGGAAUCUUUGGUAAUAAUAAGCACUUUAUGUGUCUUAACGUCAACCAAUAUAUUUAUGUGGUUAAGUUAAAAUGGUCCCUUGAAGUAAUAUAUAUUGUCUCAAAUUACUUUGUUUUGUGCUUUGAUGCAUUGACCUUCAGAUAUGCAGUGCUGAUUUCCCGCAUAGGCAAAUGCAUAGGUCAGGCCCUUAAGUUUGGUAGUGCUGAAAUUGUUGCACAGGGGGAUUGUCUAGUGUUUGAGAUAUGGAAUAUAUGUUGUAUCUA